AUGGCUACUAUCGCUACCGAGGAAACUGAAAUCGUCCUGAAAGAUGGACACAAGCUCUUCGCGAAGGAGUGGAAGACACCCGAAGCUCCAGUCGCAUCGGUAGUUUUCCUACAUGGAUUUUCGGACCACUGCGGCGCAUAUUACGAUCUCUUUCCAGAUCUUGCAACUCAGGGCAUCAAUAUAUAUGCCUUUGACCAACGUGGAUGGGGAAAGUCAUCGCUGGAAAAGAAGCAUUGGGGACUUACCGGCGGAACCGCAGAUGUUCUCGCCGACCUUGAUGAAAUAAUCACUGCUAGAUUAGCAUGGAGCGAAUCACAACCUACUCGACCACCAGUCUUCUUAGUCGGCCACUCCGCUGGCGGGGCUUUGACUUUGACAUACGCCUACUCCGGCUCCUUGCGAUCUACACUUGCCGGUUUUGCGGCCUUCUCGCCAUUCAUUGCUCUAUCUCCAGCUGAGAAGCCCAAUUCUAUUGUUUUGAUGGUUGGGAGACUAGCAUCGCGGGUGAUGCCGAAUUUCCAGAUGCUGAAUAAGCUCGACCCCAACAAUGUUUCCCGAGACCCAGCUGUUUGCAAGACAUUUGCAGAAGAUAAACUAUGCCAUGAUACCGGUACUCUAGCAGGUUUGUCAGGAAUGUUGGAGCGGGGCGCACGUCUUUUGGAGGCUGAGUAUGUCAAGAAAUUUGACAAGAAGAAGCCAGUCAUCGUCUUGCACGGGAAUGCCGACAAAGUUACGGACUUCAAUGCGAGCAAACAAUUCUUUGCUUUGUUGGAGGCGGAGGAUAAGGAGUUUAAGGAAUAUGAUGGAUGGUAUCAUAAGUUGCACGCGGACUUGCCGGAGAACCGAAAGGAGUUUUCAGGUAAUAUUGCAGAUUGGCUGCUGAAGAGAACAGACACUAUCAAAAAAGCAGAGGUUCCCACUGCAAAUCUUUGA
Molecule: messenger RNA, 933 nt
Organism: Orbilia oligospora ATCC 24927
Lineage: Eukaryota; Fungi; Ascomycota; Orbiliomycetes; Orbiliales; Orbiliaceae
Exons: 4
Coding region: 1-933 (310 amino acids)
Biological process (GO): proteolysis
Cellular component (GO): membrane
Molecular function (GO): peptidase activity; lipase activity
Source: RefSeq, a predicted model, not a curated record